Molecule: messenger RNA, 2561 nt
Organism: Rana temporaria (common frog)
Lineage: Eukaryota; Metazoa; Chordata; Amphibia; Anura; Ranidae
Product: keratin, type I cytoskeletal 19-like
Exons: 8
Coding region: 90-1421 (443 amino acids)
Molecular function (GO): structural molecule activity
Source: RefSeq, a predicted model, not a curated record
UGAAGAGGUAACAGAGGCAGUCACUUCUUUGUCUGAACUACCAUCAACUUCCAUUUUCUCUCUGCCACCAUUUCUGACUGUCAAGAACCAUGAGCCACAGCAACAUUCACUCAUCGUCCAGAUCUCUUAUUGAUCUUUGCCAUUCUGGUGGUCAUAAGGCUUCUAGCCACAUUUCUUCACUCCAUCAUGGAGGUGUGCACACAGUACACCGCAAAAGCUCCUCCUUUUCCCACCAUGGUGGUCACUACAAAUCACCUAGUGUUCAUGGAAAAGCCACCAGGGUCUCCUUUUCCAGCCACUCUUCCUCUGGCCAUAAACAUGGAUUAGGAAGUGGGCAUGGUGGCCAUGACCAUGGUCAUGGUCAUGGAAGCAACAUAUCAGUCUCUGGAGGACACCAUCAGUGGAAGAAUGUUGGUCUCCUAAGCAUCAAUGAGAAGGAGACCAUGCAACAUCUUAAUCAGCGAUUGUCAACCUAUUUGGAAAAGGUUCAUUCUCUAGAACAAGAAAAUGCCCAGCUUGAGAGAAAAAUAACUGAGUGGUAUGCCAACAAUGCCCCCAGUACAUUGCCCGACUCCAGCCAUUACUUCAGGACUAUACAAGAACUGCAGAAUCAGGUUUUAACAGCCAAUGUGGGCAAUGCCCAAAUUAUCUUGCAAAUAGACAAUGCACAGCUAGCUGCAGAUGACUUAAAAAGCAAAUAUGAGAUGGAGCUCAGUUUGAGAAACAGUGUUGAAGCAGAUGUUUCUGGCCUUCGAAAAGCCCUUGAAGAUCUCAACAUGCAAAGCCAAGACUUAGAGAUACAAGUUCGUUGCCUCCAAGAGGAACUUCUCCAAUUAAAGAAAAACCAUGAAGAGGAUGUGAACUCUCUGAGAGCACAACUUGGUGCGAGAGUCAAUGUGGAGGUAGAGGCCGCUCCAUCUAUAGAUCUAAACCAAGCCUUAUCUGAAGUCAGACAGCAAUACGAGAACCUUAUGGACAGGAACCUGAGAGAAGUUGAAAGCAUUUUCUUGGCAAGGAGUGCAGAGCUCAACAGUGAGAUGUCUUCCGGUAGCGAACAGCUGCAGACAGUUAGUAAUGAGCUUAUUGACUUGAAACGUACCAUACAGACUCUGGAGAUUGAGCUGCAGAGCCAACUGAGUAUGAAAUCAGCCCUGGAGUGCACGUUAGCUGAGACAGAAGCAACAUUUGGUUCUCAAUUAAACCAGCUACAAACAAUGAUCGAUAAUGUGGAGUCCCAGCUUGGCCAGGUCCGAUCAGACCUUGAACGCCAGAAUUAUGAGUACAAGAUUCUCAUGGACCAGAAGACCCACCUGGAGAUGGAGAUCGCUACAUACAAAAAUCUGCUGGAUGGGCAUGACAUCCAUGUUCCACUUCAUCAUGGUACAGAACAUAAAGAAAAAUCACACCACAGCAAGUGUUAAAGAUUCCCAUUGAGAAAUGCCAACCUCCACGCCAGUGAACCUCGUUUUGAAUACAGCUGGACAAAUGAACAUUUCUCUGUUAAAUUUCUUCCCUUUUCACCUGAAUCUGUUUUUUUCUUGAAUCCUGUAGUGUAAAGCAAGUUAUUAAACAGUUAGACCACCCAAAAUAGAUUAUCCAGUACCGAGUGGGCUUCAGAGGGUUAGAUGACUCAACAUAUGUCAAACCUUUAGGGGCAUUACACCCAUGAAUAUCAUAACUCCCCCAUUGUGGCCAUUAAAGAUCAUGCUUUGAUUUUUGAAAAUUAGGUUUAAUGCCCAACCUCUGUUGGACAGCUUUAGCGGACACUCUAGUAGGGCAUGACUAACUAUAUUUCUCAGUUUAAUACUAAGCCUUUCUUUUCUAGGGAAGACAGCUCCCUACUGGUAUCUCCAAAUGUUUAGCCAUGGUGUUGGUUAAUUAUCCAUGAACAGUACAAUUUUGGGUUGUCAUACCAAUAAAUCCAUUGGCAAAGGGUCAUUACACAUUAAUUACACAUUAAUAUCUUGUAAGAAAGUCUUGGUGGCACCAUCCGAGGUCUAGCAGUGUGUCAGUAUAUGAAGGUCUCAACUCGAUUGUCAUCAUCUAUGUUAUUAAUGAUUCAAAGUAACUGAGUGUUAGGAUUAUUGCCUUUCUUUCGCUUUUAUCUUUUAUCUUGCCAGUAUGAUAGUAUACAGUAUCAAAAAAGGAAAGAACAGAUGGUUAAACGAUGGAGAGGAAUCAUCCUGUUUAUCUGGGCUCCACCUGUUAUUCAUUGUAUUUCAAUAAAAGCUGGUUAAUAGUGGUGGAAAUGCCCCUAACAUUUUUGCAUUAAGUGCAAUUGUUGGUUAAGUAAUCCCCCUUCUUAUAACACCUUAAAGCCCACUUUCCAGUGGUUAUAAAUCACUAACAUCCAGAAAGUCUCUUCUAGCCCUUGAAUUUUACCAUUCCAUUCAUCAGUUUUGUGUGUGUUUAAGACCAUUGUGUUUUAUACUUACCUGUAAAAUAUAUAAGAGCCAAAUAAUGAGAAUGGAUGGUUUGGACUUUGUGACAGAUUCAGUUAUUUUCUCUCCCAUCUCAUUAGCAUUCUUUUAUAUGCUUAAUAAAAUUGUUUUUCAAGCAAA